Penicillium chermesinum is the source of this 336-nucleotide messenger RNA. RefSeq lists its product as uncharacterized. The coding region runs from base 1 to 336 and encodes 111 amino acids. The transcript has a single exon. NCBI's taxonomy places the organism in Eukaryota, Fungi, Ascomycota, Eurotiomycetes, Eurotiales, Aspergillaceae. The record is from RefSeq and is a predicted model, not a curated record.
AUGCCCCGUACUCGCCCCGCUACAUUCAAACGCGUGGACAAGCCCCACAGUGGAGAAAGCGCCACGCUGAUGAUGUUCCCUGUGGACCUGAUCCUCUUUGUUUGUGCGACUUGCACUGUCGACAAAUCACUGAAGCUCCGGCACUACCGGAAUUGUCUACCCCAUCUGCGCCAUCACUUUCGAUGGGGCCCUGCGCGACUAAGAGCCUCCAAAGCCUGCAUUAGCUGCCGUGGACGGAAGAUCCGCAGCGAUUCCUCGCACGCCAGGGGCUCUCUUGCAGCCGAUAUGAAGACAAUUACUUCGAUGACGCCUUGCCAGACCCGAAAGGCGACGUAG